Molecule: messenger RNA, 1626 nt
Organism: Morchella importuna
Lineage: Eukaryota; Fungi; Ascomycota; Pezizomycetes; Pezizales; Morchellaceae
Exons: 3
Coding region: 1-1626 (541 amino acids)
Cellular component (GO): nucleus
Molecular function (GO): DNA binding
Source: RefSeq, a predicted model, not a curated record
AUGGGUCGACUAUCACAGAGAGAGAAGGAUGAGCGGGAGGAGCGGAUGAUUUUGGCAAUUCAUCACUACAGAAAGAGUACAGAACCAUCAAUAAGUGCAACAGCAGAGAAGUACUCAAUUGCCUACUCAACUCUACGUGAUAGACUUGGAGGGGCCCAAAGUAGAAAGGAAAGUCAUCGGCAUCAACAGCUUUUAACUGAGCAAGAGGAGAAAUCAAUGGCCCGAUGGAUUUUGAAGAUGGAUGAGUGGGGCUUCCCACCUCGCAUAGCAAUAGUAAAGGAAAUGGCGGCUGUAUUGGUCAAAAACCGCACCAGUCAUCGAAAUCUAGGAAAACAUUGGCUUACUAGAUUCCUCGAUCGCAACCCUGAUGUAGCGACUAAGCUCAGCAAUCGCUUAGAUCGCCAGAGAGCCUAUGCAUCAAAUCUGGAAGCGUUAAAAGAUUAUUUUCGCAAGUUAAAUGAGGUGACCAAGAAGUUUAAUAUUCAGCCUCAAAAUACUUACAAUAUGGACGAAAAAGGUUUCAUGAUGGCUGUGGCUAAACGCUGCAAGGUGAUCUGUAAAAAGGGGAGGAGAAAUCCGCGAUUGACGCAUGACGGUAGCCGAGUUUGGGUGACCGUCAUUGAGGCUAUCAGUGGUGACGGUCGCACCUUACCACCAAUGAUAAUAAACAAAGGUGAUGGUCACUAUAUGGGCUGGUAUGCAGCAUUGAAAGAUAGUGACAAAGCAGUAUUUGGCUACUCCCCGAAAGGUUGGAGUGACCAAAAGCUUGGUUUCGAAUUGCUAGUCAAGGACUUUGAACCCAACUCGGCUAAACAGCUUUUAUUUCCAGCCAGAAAUCUCGCAUUUACAAAGGACAAUAUCCUCAGUGCAUGGAGAAAGACUGGCAUCAUUCCUUUCAAUCCCCGCAAAGUCAUUGAUAGGGAAAAGACCCUGGACGCCAAGAACGCCGAGCUUUCAAAGUUCCGCCCGCCCAUGACAGUAUCCGCAACUCCCAGGACUUCAAGAAGUGCAAUUAGCCUUGCUAGACAAGCAGCGGGACUACUAAAGGGUAAUACAGACAGUGCUCGCCGGCUAAAAGCUAUUAUCACACAGCUUAAUAAAGGUCUCCAAGGUGCCAUCACUGACAAGGAAAUUGGGGAGGAAAUGCACCGACAAUACAAGCAAAGAGUUGAGAAUAAGCCCAAAGCAAAGACAAAUGAUAAGCGGAGAAUCACUAAGGAAAAAGUCAUCACUACUGAGGAUGUAUUGAGAAUGAAAGAAGAGAGGGAAACCGUUGAUAAAAUUAAAAAAGAAAAGAAAAGAAACCCUAGAGGGAGGGCUAAAAAAGCGAAUUUAGAUGAAGGAACUGCCCCCAGCACCCCACCAAAGGAAAAAAAGAAUGUUCGGAUAUCAAAAAAAGUUAUCAUUAGUUUAGAUUCUGAUCUAGAAGUACAUGAGGGUGGAGUGGGUGGGUUACGGGCCAGUGAGAAGGAGGAAUGGUCAAGUAGCGGGGAACGUGAAUUUGUGUCAACCCCUUGUCACAAGCAGGGAAAGUGUUCCAUAGAUGAUCAGGACUUUACUACAAGUUCUUCUAAUGUAGUUACUACACUUGUUGGCAGCGGGAGGGUAUUGAGGUCGGGGAAAUGA